GUGGGUGCAACGACGACACUUGACUUGAAUUCUGGAUUCGAACAAGUUUAUCGGUUGGUAGAGUAGUGGACGUCAGGAAGCGUCAUUUCAUUGUUAUGGCUGAGUAUCAACCUGUAAUCGAGUCUGUUACCACUCCUUCUAUCCGAGCUGCUUGCCCGGGAAAACACCAGUUCGCUACUUCUGACAGCAAAUGAUUGAUAGCCCCGCCAGCGUAUGGACGACCAGACCAAUGGCAGUUCGUGUGUACAUCAUCGAUACCCGCAACAGAUUAUAAAUUUCUUUAUCGUUAUUGGUCUGUUCUAUCUGAGAUGGAAGAAGCCAGAUGCUGUUCGGCCAUUCAAAGUAUGGUGGCCUCUCGCUGUAUUCUUCUUGGCUGCUGCUGCCUUCCCCAAUGGCGUCGGGGACACCCCACCACUACCAUACUACCUGUACUGCCUCAUUGGAAUCGCCGUCAUGCUCGCAGGCGUGCUGUACUGGGCUGCGUGGCGAAUCAUGUUGCCCAAGGUAUUUGGCUAUGAACUUGUGCUGAGGAAAGAGAGGUUGGACGACGGGACUGUUGCCACUACCAUUCGAGCAGAAAAUGUCAUGGGAGGCCAGAAUUCCAACGGAAUUGGUGACUGGCGAGAUCUCCAGAAUGCAGAUGUUGUUGGCAAGAACUUCAGAAGAGUCACGGUACUGAGCGGGAACUGAUGGAGGAUCUGCUCUAGUACUAUACUUACGUCCCGCAUACAUAAACUCUCAUCAACUACGUAUUACACGAGCACAACCCCAACAACAUCGCAUUAAAUUGAUCCAAAGACCAACCUAUUAGAACUU
This is a messenger RNA of Suillus subalutaceus, 816 nucleotides long. RefSeq lists its product as uncharacterized. Gene Ontology annotation, molecular function: L-amino acid transmembrane transporter activity. NCBI's taxonomy places the organism in Eukaryota, Fungi, Basidiomycota, Agaricomycetes, Boletales, Suillaceae. Gene Ontology annotation, biological process: amino acid transmembrane transport. The coding region runs from base 214 to 690 and encodes 158 amino acids. The record is from RefSeq and is a predicted model, not a curated record. The transcript is spliced from 6 exons.